CUUCUUGUGCAGGGCUCAACCGUUGUAAACGCGUUGCUAUCUACAGCCCUAAGUGCGAUCCUUUCCGCCUGCCGUCCGCUUACCGGGACGGGAGAUCCGGCUCAAGGCCAAGCUCAGAGCUCGCAUGGACCACACAUCCCCGACCUACAUGCUUGCUAACUUAACCCACUUACAUUCUGAACAACUUCUACAGGGCUUGAAUCUUCUUCGUCAACAUCACGAACUCUGUGACAUCAUUCUUCGAGUAGGUGAUGUUAAAAUCCAUGCUCACAAAGUGGUACUUGCCAGCAUCAGCCCAUAUUUCAAAGCUAUGUUUACUGGAAACCUUUCUGAAAAAGAGAACAGUGAGGUUGAGUUUCAAUGCAUUGAUGAAACUGCUCUCCAGGCCAUUGUGGAAUAUGCCUAUACAGGGACUGUUUUUAUUUCACAGGACACAGUUGAAUCUCUCCUUCCAGCAGCAAACCUACUCCAGAUAAAACUUGUCCUGAAAGAAUGUUGUGCAUUUCUUGAAAGCCAACUUGAUCCUGGUAAUUGUAUUGGAAUUUCUCGCUUUGCAGAGACAUAUGGUUGUCAUGACCUUUAUUUGGCAGCCACUAAAUACAUAUGCCAGAAUUUUGAAGCAGUUUGCCAGACUGAAGAGUUUUUUGAGCUUACGCAUGCUGAUUUGGAUGAAAUUGUUUCCAAUGACUGUUUGAAUGUAGCUACUGAAGAGACUGUUUUUUAUGCACUUGAGUCUUGGAUCAAGUAUGACGUCCAAGAACGCCAGAAAUACUUAGCACAGCUACUUAACAGUGUACGAUUACCAUUGCUGAGUGUUAAGUUUCUCACUAGAUUAUAUGAAGCAAAUCAUCUUAUUCGUGACGAUCGCACUUGUAAACAUCUUUUGAAUGAAGCUCUGAAGUACCACUUUAUGCCUGAACACAGACUGUCUCAUCAGACAGUCUUGAUGACACGACCUCGCUGUGCUCCCAAAGUACUUUGUGCAGUAGGAGGAAAAUCUGGACUGUUUGCCUGUUUGGAUAGUGUGGAGAUGUACUUUCCUCAGAAUGACUCUUGGAUUGGUUUGGCACCCCUAAACAUUCCUCGCUAUGAAUUUGGAAUAUGCGUUUUAGACCAAAAAGUGUAUGUUAUAGGUGGUAUUGAAACUAACGUGCGUCCUGGCAUCACUAUCAGAAAACAUGAAAAUUCAGUCGAAUGCUGGAAUCCUGAUACAAAUACCUGGACUUCUCUUGAGAGAAUGAAUGAGAGCCGAAGUACCCUUGGAGUAGUGGUACUUGCAGGAGAACUUUAUGCUUUAGGUGGUUAUGAUGGACAGUCUUAUUUACAAUCAGUAGAGAAGUAUAUUCCCAAAGUAAGAAAGUGGCAACCUGUGGCACCAAUGACUACAACAAGAAGUUGUUUUGCCGCAGCUGUGUUGGAUGGAAUGAUAUAUGCCAUUGGUGGGUAUGGUCCUGCCCACAUGAACAGUGUGGAGCGUUAUGAUCCAAGUAAGGACUCCUGGGAGAUGGUUGCAUCUAUGGCAGAUAAAAGGAUUCACUUUGGUGUGGGUGUCAUGCUAGGCUUUAUUUUUGUGGUGGGUGGACAUAAUGGUGUUUCACAUUUGUCAAGCAUUGAAAGAUAUGACCCUCAUCAAAAUCAGUGGACUGUGUGUAGACCAAUGAAAGAACCCAGAACAGGAGUUGGUGCUGCAGUAAUUGAUAACUACCUUUAUGUAGUGGGUGGUCACUCAGGGUCUUCCUAUCUGAAUACCGUGCAGAAAUAUGACCCUAUCUCAGAUACAUGGCUGGAUUCAGCUGGCAUGAUAUACUGUCGCUGCAAUUUUGGAUUAACUGCACUUUGACAAGUGUGGACUUGUGGAAAUAGCGUAGUGAUGAACCUUGUGCUGCAUGAAAGGAUGCCCAGUUUUCUGAAGCCCAAAAGCUACAUUGCUUCCUUUUUAACUUGAAAUGGCAUGAAGACUCAAAGUUUUGUUGGGUACUUUGAACUGACAAGUAGCUUUGGUUGCUCUUGAUUAUACAGUGAAUCGAUAAUCCAAGAAAAAAAAAAAAAGGAACGAUCUUGCCAAUUGAAUUGUGCACUUUUUUUCCCUAAUACUGGGAUAGAAUAGUUUUAUGUUCAUAAGUGUACAUGUGGAGAAAACCUUGCUGCUUUUUAAAAAAAAAUUAGCUUUCUUCCCCCUCCUUGUUCUGCACCGUUUUUUACCGGGAUGAGAGAUACUUAGAUGCUGGAGUAUACUGAGUGACUAGACAGAGUGCUGAUACUAUCUGUUGGAUAUAAAUUCAUAUGCUUCACAUUUUAAACAAAGGGCUGCUUUUUUUUUUUCUGGUACUUUUAAGAGUUGUAAAUUACAUGCCAUACUGAGUCACCUGGAUAUUCUUACUGCUAAAUGGCUUUAGGGCUGGGGAUGUAAUAAGUUUGCAAGAUAAAUGCAUUUACUGUCAUGAUUUCGGGUCCUAUUUUAAGCAAUCAGAUACUUACUGUGUAUGCCUUUUUUAGAUGGGCAGGUUAAUGCUGGAUGAAUUUAGUUACCCAUCUAUGGUAUGCUAAGCAUGGAUAGAAAGAGUUAAGCAUAUCAGUUUCAAUUUUUUUUUAGUAGUCUAGCAGGCUUCCCAGUGUUGAUGUAAAUAUUUGACAAAUGUUUAGUACCACUCUUAGUGCACAUUGAGUUUUUUCAUAUAUGCUUACAAUAAUUUUAGUUUUUUUAAGACUUUUGUUUGCUUUUUCAAAGUAUUCAGAUAUAAAAAUGGUGCUAACUGUAGGAUCUGUAACAAGGCUAUACCAAUGUUCUUUUGGAUGUUAAAUAUGAGAUAUGCAUGACAUGUUUUGAUAGUAUUUUUCAUUUUUACCAGCUUGGUUCAUUUGUGCUUAUUAAAAAUGUUAGUGUUUAUACUAAUAUUUACAUCCAAAAAAACAUUCAGAUGGCCUGUUAUGCUUUUCAUGGUUCCUGAAUAGUGAUUUAAAGAAAGAUACAUUUUAUCUUCUUUCUUCUUGUGCUAGAUGUUAUAUGCCCUUCUUAAAAACAGAAAUAUAUGCAUUAAAUAUAAAGCACUAGGCAGUUAAGCAUUAUUUUGUACAUUUCUUAGGUAACUGAAUAUUUUAAAGUUAUUGAGGAAAACUGGAACUUGAUGUUUACUUGAGUAAUGGUUCUAAAUUCAGUUCCACUUUGACUAAAGAAACGAUCUUUUAAAGCAAAAUUGUUUGCUUUACCCAGGUGACAGCUUAUUUAAAAGAACUGGUUAAUUCAUUUUGUUUUGCAUGUUUUAGUAAAUGUCUCUUAAUCUUGAAUACAUUACUUUGCAUUUUAUUAGGAUGUUGGUACUUGUAUUUUUGGUACUGUAGUCAUUUUGCUUUCCUUCCCUUGAUUUUUUCUUUCUCUUUUCUUUUUUUUUAACUUCCCACUAUCUCUUUAUAGUCUCUACAAAACUAUAUUUGUUUCCUAAGAAAAAGUUCAUAUUGCAUUCUUAAGUGCCAUAAUGUUCAGAACUAUUGUUAAGAAGCCAUUUGUAAUUAUAAAACAUAGGUUCAUUUCUUAGCAUAUAUGUUAUAUCUUGAAAACUAUUUAUAGCCAGGCAAUUUUCAGUUUUCCUUGUUCUUCCAUAAACUGCCAGUUGUAGACUUAAGUAUAUACUGCAAAACUGUGUGAACUCAUCUUUAAUCAUAUAAGUAGUUUCAUGCUUUAUAAAUAUUUGCACAGAUUAUAAAACCUUGCAAGUGAUUUUUAGUCUCUUUCUAAUUAAGAACUCAACAGGAGCUACUAAUAAUAUUGACAGUCUGAAUAUUUUCUAUGUUGCUUGUUUGAAUAACUUAAUGAUAUAUAGCAAUAACUUUAUAAUCGAUUUGAAUAAAUCUGUUGAAUAGAAACAAGGUGCACUAUUGUGAUUGGCCUAGACUUUAUUUAAAGAAAGCAAUUUAAAAUAGAUUCCAUCACAUACUUAAUUUUAAAUCCCCAUCUCAAUUUUCUUUCUGUUUAUAUCAAUCAGAAAGAAUUGUUAUUCUUGAUAACAUUAACAAUGUUAAUUAUUAAAUACAUCCUAUUACACUGUUUUUAAGCCCCUCUCCCCAGAAGAUAAGGGAAUUUGAAAGACUAUAGAAAUUUAUUUUAAUUGUAAACAGAUCUAUACUAUACAUUUUAUUUUCACAAUGUUUUCCUCACAUAUCAUUCCCACUAUCAAAUUAGUAUAAAAUAUAUAAUCAUUUGGUAAAUUAGACCAAAGACAUAAGUUGAUCAUUGUUUUGGAAGAAUCCAAAUUUCAUCUCAGUGAAGACUAAAUAUGAAACAUUUUGGGCAGUAGUAAGAGCAAUAUACUAGAGAACAAAUUAUGAAACCCUGUGAAAGGAAAAGAAAAAAAAACCCCAAAUUUAGAAAUAUUUAUUUUAGGUUUGCUAAACCUACUUAAUUGUGCAUAAGAACCAGAGGUAUUAUGACCUGACAGCUGGUAACUUUACAAUAGAGCCUUCUCAUUCAGCUUGUGAGAAGUUUCAUCAUGAAUACUUUGCUAACAAAUUGUGAAUUUAACACCACAUUUCUAGUGUUAACAAGGUUCGAAAUGUUUGAUUAAUGUUCCCAGGGUUAAAGAUUUUAGAAAUAAUUUUAUAUACUCAGGCAAGGAGGAGAAAGCUAUUUAAGAUUGCCCAGAACUAUUUUGGAAAAAAGUAACAGUGGGAAAUAGAAAUUAAUUUAAUCAUUUAGAAGAUAAUUGCCUUCUAUAAUUAUGUUAUGAAGACCUAAUCUGUUAGAAAUGUUUGGCUAUUUAAUAUUUGUUAAAUAUAGUAAUAGAACUCAAGUGAUUUUUAAUGUAACCCAAAGGAUAGUUAUAUAAAUUCCAUAUAUUAUUGAUAAUACUGUUUUAAACAUGAAUGAAUAUUACAUUUUAGGACGUGGUAUCAAAGUAAUAGGAGAAUGGCAUUAGGUUUUUGUUUUUGUUUUUCGCGGUACGCGGGCCUCUCACUGCUGUGGCCUCUCCCGUUGCGGAGCACAGGCUCCGGACGCGCAGGGGCCCAGCCGCUCCGCUGCACACGGGAUCCUUCCGAACCGGGGCACGAACCCGCGCCCCCCGCAUCGGCAGGCGGACUCCCAACCACUGCACCACCAGGGAAGCCCUGGCAUUAGGUUUUGAAAAAUUAUUUUGAUAACUUGACAAAUAUGGAGGGUCUACUAUAUGGGAUACUGUGCUAGAUGCUAUGGGGGCUAGAAAUAUAAAUAAGAUAUAGUCUUUUCACCCAAAGAGUAAAAUAUAGUAAGGGAGACCUGUACCCAAAUAACUAUUAUGGUAAAGUGUGAAUCUAAUUCCUUAUUUCCGACAUCAUGAAAAGUGAUUGGAGAUCCAAUUUAUGUAUAAACAUUUGUGUCCUCUAGCGUCCAAUUAGGUUUUAUUGACAUGAAAGAGAAUUAUUUAAAAGCUAAUAUUUAUAGAACUCCAACUUUCCUAAAAUUGGAUAAUAUAUUUUCUAGUAGAAAAACAGAAUUAUAGAAACUUAAAAUAAUAUUAUGUUAUCAAGGCUCUGGCUAACAUUGAAGGAAAUAUAUGUAAAUAUAAUGCUGUUUGUUUUCAGUUUUGGUGUUUGAUUUCUGGUAUUGUCACCGAAGUGCUCAUUUUCAGGAAAAUCAGAUUCUACAAUAAAUACACUGCUUAAAGUUCAAUAAACUUGUGAUAACCUCUAUAACCUCUGUAGUUUGAAAGUUAAUAACUUAUAAAGAUGUCACACGUCAAGUUAACAUCCAGUUCUACUUCUUAACCUUUUUUUUUCCUUUGUAAGACAGCACUUUAGUUAGACAUGAUUUAAUUAGAUACAAUUAUUCUGUGGCUGGAUGUUUAUUAGAUUUUCACUUACAGUAUAUUGACUCAGUAUUGAUUCACAUUUGAAGAGUGAGGAAUACAAUAAAUUUUAAAUAUUACAGGUUUACAGGUUUUCUUCCUGGUGUGAAUAUGGAGUCAAAAAUCCAGUUUACAUCUCUGCAGAGAGAAAAAUUGUUAUCCAUAUCUUUUUAUUUUAUACAUAUUUAACUAGAGAUAAUUUAUUGUUAAUUUUGUCAAGUUAUCAUGUGUUAAGUCCCAUUUAUUUUAAAAUCCUAAGCAAAAAGUUCCAAGUUUGCCUUAAAAACGAGUGAAAUUAAAGAACUGGAUGAUAAUGCCUAUAUUUUUGCCUUAUGAAUUGUGCUGUAUCAUAAACCAGAGAUGGUUUUGAUUUUAACAGGAUUUUGAAAUUUUGUAGAUGUAGAGUACUAAUAUCUGUACUCUCUUGCAAAGAAUGUGAUCUAGUUGUGGAUUAUGUUAAUGUUUAAAUGUCUUUGUAUAUGUAUUUUACCUCUGAAUAUGUAUCUUUUUAGCAUCAGGGUUUUAUUUUUGUUUACAUAGUAAAGUGGCAUUUAACUUGUUGAAGGUUGUGUUCUUUUGUCUUUUAUUUUUAAAGUUCUUUGUGUGUACUAUUGUGGUAAUGCUCUGUACUGAGUAUGGUUAAAUUUCAUUUAAUGUGAAAUAUUAAAAAUAAAUUUGAGAAACAA
Molecule: messenger RNA, 6502 nt
Organism: Lagenorhynchus albirostris (white-beaked dolphin)
Lineage: Eukaryota; Metazoa; Chordata; Mammalia; Artiodactyla; Delphinidae
Gene: KLHL28
Product: kelch like family member 28
Exons: 5
Coding region: 125-1840 (571 amino acids)
Molecular function (GO): protein binding
Source: RefSeq, a predicted model, not a curated record